AUGUCAAUCUUUCCAAAUGCUGGAUUUAAGACAAUCGAGGGUGACCUUCGUCGACAAGACAUUAGAGUACAACAACACAGGCUUCGUAGUUCUAUGUGGAGGGUUGACCCAAAUGGGGGCACCAUUAGACAAAUUCGUCACAUACGACGUCGCAAAUAUCAGGUGAAAUCACCUUUAUCUCUUUGGCACAUCGAUGGACACCACAAGUUGAUACGAUGGAAGUUCGUAAUCCAUGGAGGAGUUGAUGGUUUUAGCCGCCUCAUUGUGUAUCUGAAAUGCAGUACCAAUAACAGGUCUUCCACAGUGCUACAUGCCUUCCAGGAAGCAGUGAAUACAUGGGGACUUCCAUCAGGAGUUCGUGCUGACAAAGGGGUUGAGAAUAGAGAUGUUGCAGAAUGGAUGCUGUGUCAUCCAUUGCGGGGACUUAAUCGUGGCUCAUUCAUAACUGGAAAGAGUGUUCACAACUCCCGCAUUGAGAGGAUGUGGCGGGACGUUUACACAACUGUUGUAUCCACAUUUUAUGGCGUGUUCAUCAACUUCGAGGAUGAAGGCAUUCUGAACUGUGACAGCGAUGUUGAUCUUUUCUGUCUCCACUACAUUUAUGGUUCAAGAAUAUACCUAGCACUGGCACGGUUCACUGAGGCUUGGAACAACCAUAAACUUCGCACAGAAAGGCAUAAGACUCCAAAACAGCUGUUUAUUAAAGGCCUAUCCACUCUUGAUGGAGGAGAUGCAAUUGCAAUCGAAUACUUUGAAUUGCUAAAUGAGGAACAAGCAGCACAUUUUGGAAUAGAUGCAGAGGCCCCAUUGCCAGAUGAAACGGUCACCAGCUGAUGCCGGAGUCAUUGUGGAAAAUGUUCAAGUUACAUUUGGAGCUGAAGAGAUUGCAAGGAUUUAUGAACAGUUUGAUCCCAAUGAUGUUGAAGAUGAAUGGGGAAUGAACACUUAUAGACUUAUGAGGGAACAUAUGAGUUCACUCCUGCCUCCUCAAACAUACUAAAAAUGUAACUACUGCUCAUACAGUUGUUGAGUACACUCAUAAUUGGCUGCAACUCUGUCUAAAUCGGAAAGUUACGCAACCUCUGUAUAACUACUUUGUCAGAUAAUGGCUCUUUGAAACACAAAUACAUAAUUCACUACAAAAGAAACUGCUUUGCCCACAUGUAAGCAUGAUGCAUGGGUUUAAGUGAGAUAUCUUAUCAAUAAAGACCGGGUAAAUGUGUACAGCUAAAAUAUAUGUUGUGUUGCACUCAUGAAUAAAGAAGAUAUUCAAUGUAUUUCAAAUAAUCGAUGCAGUUAAAUCAGGGUGUUU
Messenger RNA from Lineus longissimus, 1312 nucleotides. RefSeq lists its product as uncharacterized. The record is from RefSeq and is a predicted model, not a curated record. The transcript is spliced from 4 exons. Gene Ontology annotation, biological process: DNA integration. Gene Ontology annotation, molecular function: nucleic acid binding. Bases 1 to 834 code for a protein of 277 amino acids. NCBI's taxonomy places the organism in Eukaryota, Metazoa, Nemertea, Pilidiophora, Heteronemertea, Lineidae.